UGAACGUGUCUCAGUCUCCGGUGUAACAUGAACGGAGGAGAGGCGAUGCUACCGCCGCCGAUGCCCUGCGCUUCUUCUCUUUCUUCGUCUUUUUCGUCUUCACUCCCGUUCUCCGUCUCUACGCUUACCAGGCCGUACGGGGACUGACACAACCCGCACACAACACACACACACACACACACACACACACACACCCAGAGGAGGAAUUACGCACAGAUCCGAGCCGGUCCCGGUCCUCCAUUGGCAAACAUCAGCGGGUACGGGCCUGUUUAUCUGAUUUCUCCCAUCACCUGUCUUUAUAACAGCAGCCCCAUCCAUCCAUCCAUCCACACAGGCGCAGAUGACAGGAGACGCCAGCUGGCCUGUUGUCCACUUUACUGCUCUUCUAGGGAAAUGAUGGAGGUUAAAGUCCCCGUUUUAUUUGUGGAUUGUUGACUUUCUCGCCUUUGUUCAAGCUGACGCGAAUCUUUAUGAGCAGUGAGCCCCAGUUGUGGCCGGUGGGCAUGGUUUUGGAGGGUAGCUCAGAGGCGCUGUGUCCCCCCCCAUCUCUGGAGCUGCGUCCAUCCUGCAACAAGAGCCAGCCCUCGCCUCCUCUGGGCUCAAGCUCGCAACCCCACGACGGAGUCUUCCCUGAGGACAAGGAGCCCGUCAAGUACGGCGAGCUCAUCGUCUUAGGGCACAAUGGGUCACUGGCCAAUGGGGACAAGGGUCGCAGAAGAAGUCGCCUGGCCCUCUAUAAGAGACCUAAAGCUAACGGGGUCAAACCUGAUGUUAUUCACAAUGUCUCAACCCCUCUGGUGUCAAAGGCACUCAGCAACAAAAGCCAGCACAGCAUCUCCUACACACUGUCACGGAGCCACUCUGUCAUUGUGGAGUACACGCAUGACACCAACACAGACAUGUUUCAGAUUGGCCGGUCCACAGAGAGCAUGAUCGACUUUGUGGUGACUGACACGGCGGGCAGCAGCAGUGGCCAAGGCGGGGGUGCGGCAGGGGAGGGUGGCGGCGGAGGCCAGUCGGCCCAGAGCACCAUCUCCCGCUACGCCUGCCGCAUCAUGUGCGAACGCAGCGCUCCCUACACGGCCCGCAUCUACGCCGCCGGCUUCGACUCCUCCAAGAACAUCUUCCUGGGGGAGCGGGCCGCCAAAUGGAGGACGUCAGAUGGCUUGAUGGACGGCCUGACCACCAACGGGGUGCUGGUGAUGCACCCGGCGGGGGAGUUUGUGUCUGAGCCGGCUCCGGGCGUCUGGAGGGAAAUCUCAGUUUGUGGAAACGUCUUUGCCCUGAGGGAGACUCGCUCAGCCCAACAGAGGGGAAAACUGGUUGAAAAUGAGUCAAACACUCUCCAGGACGGUUCUCUGAUUGAUCUGUGUGGGGCUACUCUGCUGUGGAGGACCCCUGCCGGACUGCGCCACACCCCCACCCUCAAACAGCUGGAGUCCCUUCGCCAGGAGCUGAACGCCGCCCGGCCCCAGUGUCCUGUGGGCUUCAACACCCUGGCCUUCCCUAGUCUGGCCCAGCGCGAGAUCGUUGACAAGAAGCAGCCCUGGGUCUACGUAAACUGCGGCCACGUACACGGCUACCACAAUUGGGGCUACCGCAAGGAGAAGGGUCCCGCCGGCCCCGGGGGCACGGCACCAGCCAGCACCGGGGAGAGGGAGUGCCCCAUGUGCCGGCGAGUGGGCCCCUACGUGCCGCUGUGGCUGGGCUGUGAGGGGGGAUUGUAUCUGGAUGCCGGGCCGCCCACUCACGCUUUCUGCCCCUGCGGCCAUGUAUGCUCAGAAAAGACUGUGGUGGGGUGGAGCCAGAUCCCGUUACCCCACGGCACCCAUGCCUUCCAUGCUGCCUGCCCCUUCUGUGGAACCUGGUUGACAGGGGAGCAGGGCCACAUCAAACUCAUCUUCCAGGGCCCCGUCGAUUGAAGCCCAGACCUGGGAGCCACAUGUGACGGUGGAUUGGGCAGAGGUGGACGUGCUGAAAAAAGAAAAUAUAAAUAAAAAAAAAAAAGACUGUGUGCUGGAACAAAAAUCUGAACACUCAAGUGUGGGAUGACAGAGAAAGCACUGAUGAGUACAGGAAAAGGACCGUUGACAUGAUGAACUGAAAGUGCCAUGCAAUAGUAGAUUGCCAAGCCUUCACAUGGAAUAUGAGAUGUAAGGAGAAUAUGUAAAUAAAUUGUGUUGAAAUGAA
Messenger RNA from Perca flavescens (yellow perch), 2190 nucleotides. It is a transcript of the gene peli3, whose product is annotated as pellino E3 ubiquitin protein ligase family member 3. Gene Ontology annotation, biological process: regulation of Toll signaling pathway; protein K63-linked ubiquitination. The record is from RefSeq and is a predicted model, not a curated record. Gene Ontology annotation, molecular function: ubiquitin protein ligase activity; protein binding. The transcript has 7 exons. Bases 471 to 1922 code for a protein of 483 amino acids. Lineage: Eukaryota; Metazoa; Chordata; Actinopteri; Perciformes; Percidae.